AGCCUUAUUCUGGCGCGCGACCCGCUCUGCUUUGCUCGCUCCCUCCGCUAACGCAGCUGUACGGCCAGGCCCGGAUCUGCCAUGGCGUCCCCAGCAGCGGGCGGGGUGGUGAUCGUAGGCAGUGGGCUCAUCGGUCGGAGCUGGGCUAUGCUGUUUGCCAGUGGAGGCUUCAAGGUGAAACUCUAUGACAUUGAGCAACAGCAGAUAACAGAUGCCCUGGAAAACAUCAGGAAGGAGAUGAAAUCCCUGGAGCAGUCUGGUUCUCUCAAAGGCUCCUUGAGCGCAGAGCAGCAGCUGUCUCUCAUCGGUGGCUGUGGCAACCUGGCCGAAGCAGUAGAGGGCGCCGUGCACAUUCAGGAGUGUGUUCCAGAGAACCUAGAACUGAAAAAGAAGAUCUUUGCCCAGCUGGACCGCAUCGUGGACGACCGGGUCAUCCUAAGCAGCUCCAGCUCUUGUCUGCUGCCUUCCAAGCUGUUCACGGGCUUGGCACACGUGAAGCAGUGCAUCGUGGCUCAUCCUGUCAAUCCACCGUAUUAUGUCCCGCUGGUUGAGCUAAUCCCCCACCCAGAGACAGCUCCAGCCACAAUGGACAGGACCUAUGCCUUGAUGAAGAAGAUUGGACAGUCCCCAGUGAGAGUCCUGAAGGAGAUUGACGGCUUUGUCCUCAACCGCCUGCAGUACGCCAUCAUCAGCGAGGCCUGGAGACUGGUGGAGGAAGAAAUAGUAUCUCCUAGCGACCUGGACCUGGUCAUGUCAGACGGGCUGGGCAUGCGGUACGCGUUCAUCGGACCCUUGGAGACUAUGCACCUCAAUGCCGAAGGUGUGAUAAGCUACUGUGAGAGAUACAGUGAAGGGAUGAAGCGUGUCCUCAAGACUUUCGGGCCUGUUCCAGAGUUCUCAGGGGCCACAGUGGAGAGAGUUAAUGAGGACAUGUGCAUGAAGGUUCCUGAUGAUCCAGAGCACUUAGCUGCCAGGAGGCAGUGGAGGGACGACUGUCUCAUGAAACUCUCCGUACUCAAGUACCAGAUGCAACCCAAGUGAAUUUCCUGUAACGCUGCUGCCCCUCCUUCCUGGGCAGCUCUACGGGGGAGAUGAGAAGCUCUUGAUCCAAUCCCUGUGCAGCAUCAAGAAGCCCGGGAAGCUGGCCUGAAGCCCAGGUCUGCUCCCCUGUGUUGCCCUGUGGGCCGCUAUAGAGGCCAAGGAUCUUCUGGGCACUCCUGCCUAACCCUGCAUUGGGAUAUCGCAGCCCUGCUUAGGUUCUGAGGUGUGGGUUCCCUGCCACCUGGGCAAACAGGCUGAAGGUUCUCACCUUUUCUUUCCAGUGUGAUUACACGUGCAUUUCCAGGUGAUUAUCUGCCACUCUCUGUUACCUUAAUCUACUUCAAAUGUAGUUUUUUUUUUUUUUUUGGAUAAUCAUUUUCUAAUCCUACUCUGAGUGUCCUGUGACCCUGCAUAAUAAAGCAAUCACUUUCA
Messenger RNA from Mus pahari (shrew mouse), 1473 nucleotides. RefSeq names its product crystallin lambda 1 (gene Cryl1). Bases 82 to 1041 code for a protein of 319 amino acids. Lineage: Eukaryota; Metazoa; Chordata; Mammalia; Rodentia; Muridae. The record is from RefSeq and is a predicted model, not a curated record. Gene Ontology annotation, biological process: fatty acid metabolic process. Gene Ontology annotation, molecular function: NAD+ binding; L-gulonate 3-dehydrogenase activity. The transcript has 8 exons.